Molecule: messenger RNA, 498 nt
Organism: Stereum hirsutum FP-91666 SS1
Lineage: Eukaryota; Fungi; Basidiomycota; Agaricomycetes; Russulales; Stereaceae
Exons: 3
Coding region: 76-438 (120 amino acids)
Source: RefSeq, a predicted model, not a curated record
GUCUGACCUUCACCACCAUCGCACCCUCUCGUGGCUUAGCACUCUUCAACUUGUUCUUGACCGUGGCAUAACGCAAUGCUCUCUAUAAUACACUUCUCUUUUUUAGUUGCGCUGAUCUCCCAGCUCUUGAUGGUCCAGGCGCAAUUUCCAUUCUUCGACCAGAUGUUCGGGCACGGAGGGCGCCAGCAGCAACAACAGCCUGCAGGAGGUCACUCUCAAUGGAUGGCACAUUCGGAAGCAGUCCCAUGUUCCAGCUAUCUUUGCCCAGACACGCUCGCAUGUGUCUCACGGCCUGAAGAUUGUCCAUGUCCCAACGUCCAAGACGUCAAGUGUGUUAUUACAGAUUCCGAGCAAGAUGAGAGUGGGACUGUCGUAUGUGUGCGUGGUGGGAUUGAUUGCAAGGUGGUGGAGGGGUUGGCCAACAAGUUCACGAAGUAGACGAGACUAUGUUGUGUCACACGCAUAAAAUUACUCUAUUAUAUGGACGGCGGGCCGCUC